AGGAAGAGAGAGGGCGUGGUGACGCCUGUGGCGGUGCUGGCGGUGCUGGCUUUGCUGUGCAAGCUGAGGAGGCGCCUGAGUGAUGGCGGAGAAGUUUGACCACCUGGAGGAACACUUGGAGAAGUUUGUGGAGAACAUUCGGCAGCUCGGCAUCAUCGUCAGCGACUUCCAGCCCAGCAGCCAGGCCGGGCUUAAUCAGAAGCUGAAUUUUAUUGUUUCUGGCUUACAAGAUAUUGAUAAGUGCAGACAGCAACUUCAUGAUAUUACUGUACCUUUAGAAGUUUUUGAAUAUAUAGAUCAAGGUCGAAACCCCCAACUCUACACCAAAGAGUGCCUGGAGAGGGCCCUGGCUAAGAACGAGCAAGUUAAAGGCAAGAUUGACACGAUGAAGCGCCUGCCGCAUGUCUGGAGCUGUUCUCCCGACACUGACAGGAGCUCCUGCUCUGGAUUCUGCAGCCCUGGAUUUAGAAGCCCCAAGAGUUGGUGACAUCGGCUGCAGCCUGCUGAGAGAAAAGCAGACUUUGCACACAUGAAACAUGUUAUGAAGGAGACAUUCCAAUGCAAUGUGGAAAAUGAGAAGCAGGCAGUGAAAACGUUGGCGUGACUGCGAGGAAGGUGGUGUACCGAGAUCCUGAGACUAACUGUGCGCGAGGAGUCACAAGACUGCAGCUGGGGAGAGGUUUCCCUACGCUCGGCAGCAUUCUUCUAAAUUCGGUUUUCUUUCUUUUUUAUUAUUAAAUCAUAGCUGUGUACAUUAAUGCGAUCAUGGGGCACCAUACACUGGUUUUAUAGACCGUUUAACACAUUUUCAUCACACUGGUUGACAUAGCCUUCCUGGCAUUUUCUUAGUUAUUGUGUUAAGACAUUUAUAUUCUACAUUUACUAAGGUUCACAUGUACCCUUGUAAGAUGCACCGCAGGUGUAAUCCCACCAAUCACCUUUGAUGUUCUAGAAUUCAGCAAUUUAAAAGAAGCAUCAAAGAAAUAAAGUUAAGAAUUAAUAACUUAAGUAAAUGAAGAUUAAGACAUUUAUUCUGUAUCAUUUUGUGGCUUAUUUUAUUUAAGAAAUAAACUUUCAGUUGUAAAAUUGUUUUAGACUUCCAGAAAAGUUGUGAAUAUAGUAUAGACAGUUUCCCUUUUUAUUAACAUUUACAUCAGUAUGUUGUGUGUGCCGUAAUUGACAAACCA
This is a messenger RNA of Nycticebus coucang (slow loris), 1187 nucleotides long. RefSeq names its product mediator complex subunit 10 (gene MED10). The coding region runs from base 83 to 487 and encodes 134 amino acids. Gene Ontology annotation, biological process: positive regulation of transcription by RNA polymerase II. NCBI's taxonomy places the organism in Eukaryota, Metazoa, Chordata, Mammalia, Primates, Lorisidae. Gene Ontology annotation, cellular component: mediator complex; chromatin. The record is from RefSeq and is a predicted model, not a curated record. Gene Ontology annotation, molecular function: transcription coregulator activity. The transcript is spliced from 5 exons.